Messenger RNA from Branchiostoma floridae (Florida lancelet), 3703 nucleotides. RefSeq names its product E3 ubiquitin-protein ligase RNF139-like. The record is from RefSeq and is a predicted model, not a curated record. Gene Ontology annotation, cellular component: endomembrane system; endoplasmic reticulum. NCBI's taxonomy places the organism in Eukaryota, Metazoa, Chordata, Leptocardii, Amphioxiformes, Branchiostomatidae. Gene Ontology annotation, biological process: ERAD pathway. Gene Ontology annotation, molecular function: ubiquitin protein ligase activity; zinc ion binding.
UCCCAGCAUUCGUCUGACAAAAUGGCUGCCGCCGAAGUCGUUUUCGAAUUUUCACUUCCGCUUUCGAUCAGAAAAUUGCGAUGUUAGGUCAAUUCAUCAAAUUCAUUCGUAAAGAAAGAGAUAUAGAUAUUCAAAACAUAGAUUAUCAAACGUUUGUAUUGUUUUACUGUUCAUAAACCUCUAAGAAAGUUACUGACAACGUUUUUCCCGUCCAGAAAAAAUACCGUGAAGGCCAAGAAGUGAGCUGGCAGUCCCGUGUAAGAGCCAUAUUUGACGUGGUGUUUCGGGUUCCCUCCAUCUAUGUGAUGGACUGUGUCAUGAAAGACCAGCUCCCCAUCCCAUGGGACACAGAGGCACACACUGUAUGGAGGAUCACAGGGUUUCUUGUUGCAGUCGGCAUCUUUGUGCUGACCCCAGAUGUGCUAUUCAGAGUCUACUCUUUCAUUGGAGGAGCGUUGAUUGUUCUGGUUGUCUAUUGGUGGAACUGCUUCUACAUCGCCCACUACCUCCAACAAACAUCCUCAGAGGAUGCUCAGACUAGUAUAAGUGUCUUUGAAGACCGCUUGUUCAUCUAUGGGAUUGUCUUCAUAGCUGUAAUGACAUUGUUGUAUAUAUUCAUGCGAGGAUAUGCCCACACAUUGAUAGGAAACUACAUCCUUGUCUCCUUUAUUAUACCCCAACUUGCUGUGUUGACCAUGCCAAGGUGGGUGAUCGAAAUGUCGCUACAGGCGUCCCUCGUCCUAUCGCACGGAGAGCUUGUAACCUGUGCCGUUAUAAACGCGGUGUACGUACUGUACCUAUCCAGGUUUUUAGUCCCCGUCGUGUUCCAGCUUAUACGGACCUACGGGAUCCAAGCGUUCGUGGAGAGCACUUGGAUACGGCUCCAUAUACCGGACGUGUUGAGAGUGUUCUGGUUAACCAGAUUGGCUGCGCAAGCCGUUGCCUUAGUGUACUUCGUAACGAUAGAAGAGAACGACAGUAGAUUUGUUUGGUUUUUACCCGACAGCGCCGAGUUCUGGGAGAUUCUAAAAGACUUGCUGGUUACGGGAUGCGACUCUACGUUAACGAUAUCAGGAAUGAGCGCCGUCAUAGCUAUCGUGAUGCACAACGUGGGACUACUCCUGCAAAGGUUUCUUGACGCAGAAGACACAGAGGAAAAGAGGAUAGGAACCGUAUCGGCAGUCCUGUUCUUCAUCUUAGCAGUACAAACAGGACUGACGGGGUUGGAUCAGAAGAAGCGGCUGGUACGCUUGGGACGGAACAUGGGGCUCCUGACGACCGCGAUUUUCCACUUCAUACACAACAUGGUGCACCCGAGGCUGAUGACGCUCAGCGCGCAGCACACCAUCGACAUGAGAAGACAUUACCCUCCUCUCACCGUCAGUGCCUUCAUUUUCUUCGUCCCCUUCUAUUUGAUCUAUCUCCUUUGGAGUAACAGUAACUUCAGCACGUGGCUGCUCGCUGUGACCGUGUUCACGGUUGAACUCCUGGUGAAAGUUCUCGCAACAUGGUUCCAGUACGCUCUCCUAAUGAUCGACGCGAGGCGGGAACAGUACUGGGAAAAGCUAGACGACUACCUCUACUACAUCAAGUCCACGGCAAACAGUAUAGAGUUCGUGUUCGGGAUAUUCCUCUUUUUGAACGGUAGCUACGUCUUCUUUUUCGAGUCAGGCGGGACGAUACGCGCGGUCAUGAUGUGCAUGCACGCGUACUUCAACAUAUGGGUCCAGGGUAAGGAAGGGUGGAAGACUUUCAUGAUGCGGAGAACUGCGGUGAAGAAAAUUAACGCGCUACCGGAAGCGACGGCUGCAGAUCUCACGCGACUCAACGACGUGUGUGCGAUAUGCUACCAGGAGCUCUCGAGCGCUCGGAUAACCCCCUGCAAGCAUUACUUCCACGCGAUGUGUCUGAGGAAAUGGUUGUACGUACAGGACCACUGCCCGAUGUGCCAUAGAAAGUUGUACCAAACAGACGAGCCCCAGUCUUCAUCUGAAGAAGAUGGAAAUCCAGAUGUAUUAGACUUUGAAAUGGGAGACGAUGACUAGAUGAUGGAUAGGAAAGACUGGAAUUUUGUUAUUUUUUCUCUCCUAGUUCAGUGUAAAUGUACAAACAGAGAUUCUUGUUCCAAGGAUAAAAAGUAUUGACAGAAAUUUUCAGUAUGGUGAAUUAUUUGGGUACAAAAUUUUGAAGAAGUGUACACAAGUCAUAUUUUUCAAUGGGUAUCAAAUGUGUGGUCAUGUUCUCUUAUCUUUUAAAAAGCACAAGAAAAUAAACACAAGGCACUGACCUGAAUCAUAUGCAAAAUCUAAUGUGAUCCAAUAUUUUAUCAAUAGUUUACCUGGGAUGGCUGUCUGAUACAAAACAUAGAAAAAUAUUUAUCAAUUUACGAUGUGUACAUAAAGAUACAUUUAUCAGUAUAAAGACAAUAUGACAAUUGUUGCAAUUCUUCAAACAAUAGAUUUGCAGUUAUUACACAAGCCAAAGAAAAUAACUAGAACAAGAAGUAUUUUCCCACUUACUAGUAUAUGUAUAUCAAGAGCAGUGUUUUGUAUUUUUUGUGAAUUGUACAUGUUGACAAGUAGAGCUGUUUAGAAAUUUGUACACUAAAUAUGUGUACACAAAUGGAAACUGGUCAUACAUGUUAGUUGUGAAGCUAGGUGACAAUGAAGAUGAUUUAUCAAAACUUGUGUUUGGAUGCAUGUGGUAUUUUUUGGAAAAGCAUUUUGCCUUCUAAAGCAGUUCACUAUAUAUAUAGUUAUGUGCAUCUUUAUCAGUCCAGUUAAUGAUUUGUAGAAGCUGAAAGCUUUCUUUUAGCUGCUACACUAUGUCUUGUUAAAGUGAACUUCACCUGUGUUAGCAUACAACUGUUGACUAAAGUUUAGGCUAUUUCCCAACUUAGACACCGGACUCACCAAAUUCAAAACCAGUACUGUGGUAAUUUUUAGGCUAUAUUUGAAGACUGUCAAGUUUCAUGAAACCAUACACAGGAGACACUACAGAUUACCAGCAAUUUUCAUGUUCCCUAACGUUAUGCAUACUGAGCAAGUAUUCCUCUGGUAUCGUUAGGAAAACCAGAGGACCAGGUGAAAUUCCAAUUGUAGUGUAAGAAAAAAGGUUAAACCUGUACCAUUAUGUUCCAUCAAAAGAUGUUUGAUUUUAUAACCCUUGUUUCUAUUAUCAAAUAUUGCCGACCAACAGAGAAAAGAUCAUAAAGAGUUGAGGACUUCAUGAUAUAUACUGCAAGUGUGUGUAAGGAAAAUUUCACAAAACUUGUGGGUUUGACCCGGGGGGUUGUUUUAAAAUCAUAUUGACAAAAUGGUUUGUGUUAUUGGACAAGCUUGCAUUCAUUUUUCCAUCCAUACAAAAAUACUUUUUAUCACCUAAUUGUAUCACAAGCUUAUCCUUUUGCUCAGUUUCAGCUGUAUUGAUACACUUUGUAUUGUUGCAUGAAAUUAUCAAAAUAUCAUUUUUAAGACCCUCUUCUUUACCAAGCCCUAUCAGAUACCUUAAAUUGAAGAAAAAAAGUGUGACAAUCACUUAUUGAUAAUAUAUGUAACAUAAUGUGUGGCGUGGGUUGAUAAUUUUUGUGCAAUAUCUAUAAUGUAUGUUUCAGUCAUUCAUUUGAAUAAUCUAGGUACUGGGCCUUUGCACGAUGGAGGAAAUGUAUGUUUCUUUUUGCUCAAAUACGCUUCUCCAAGAGAAA